This is a messenger RNA of Ceratitis capitata (Mediterranean fruit fly), 974 nucleotides long. RefSeq names its product NF-kappa-B inhibitor-interacting Ras-like protein (gene kappaB-Ras). The record is from RefSeq and is a predicted model, not a curated record. Bases 1 to 669 code for a protein of 222 amino acids. Gene Ontology annotation, molecular function: GTP binding; GTPase activity. Gene Ontology annotation, biological process: canonical NF-kappaB signal transduction. Lineage: Eukaryota; Metazoa; Arthropoda; Insecta; Diptera; Tephritidae. The transcript is spliced from 2 exons.
AUGCUAACUGCAAAAAUAGGUAAAGUGGGUAAAGUGCUUAUAUGUGGAAUGAAAGGUGUGGGUAAAACAGCACUGCUUGAGCAAUUGAUUUAUGGAAAUGUCAAUAUGGACACGGAGCUGCAUCCUACUAUUGAGGAUAUUUAUGUGGCUAGCGUAGACACGGGGCGCGGCGGCGCACGAGAAACUCUACGCAUAUACGAUAGCGCCGGACUUCAAGGCAAAGGUCAACUGCCGCGACAUUAUCUUCAUUUUCCCGAUGGCUAUGUACUGGUCUAUGACCCAACAGACCCCAGCAGCUUAGAUAUGUUGGCUGAUAUUAAAACGGAUAUCGAUCGUAAUAAGGAGAAAAAAGAUAACGUAGCAAUAAUAGUGUUGGCUAAUAUGCGUGCUCGAAACAGACGUGAAUCACCGGCUUCACCACCAGUGCAAGUGUCACAACCAACUUCAGCUCAACAACAACAGCUUGAUUCGGUAGAAUCAGUUUUAAAUCGGGCAAAUAGUUGGUGUGCACGUGAACGUAUAAAACAUUACACAGUAAAUGCUAUGGAACGUCCAUCAUUGUAUGAACCGUUUAUAGCGUUGUGUGCUCGCUUACAUCCUCCACCCACAAAGAGUAGUUUUCCACAAUUGCGUCAAGUAAUGCAGAAAACGCAAAAAAGUGAUAGCUAGGACGGGGAAUCGGAUGGUGGCGGUGGUGACAAUAUGCUCUGGUGUAUAGCAGGGUGUCAAGGAACCGGUGGUGGCGGGCAAUAAUCGAAAUGCAAAACAAAAUAAUUUUACGGGGCUUACAAUAUAAUUACACAUGUAUGUAGUUGUAAUUGUAGCUGCAAAAUAUAUUAAUCUCAUAUUUUAUACAUAAUUAGUACUUAUAAUAUUAACUUACAUAUGUAUGUGUGUGUGUAACCAAUUGUAACCAUUUAGAAGGGUAUCGUAAUAAAAAAUUUAAUAAAGUAAGAUAAAGCUACAAACAUAAA